Messenger RNA from Styela clava, 1302 nucleotides. The record is from RefSeq and is a predicted model, not a curated record. Lineage: Eukaryota; Metazoa; Chordata; Ascidiacea; Stolidobranchia; Styelidae.
CAAACAACCACCAUGGCAUCAGCAGUUUUUGAAUUGCCACAAAAUACAACUGCAAUGUCAAGUGGAUCAAACGCAACAAAUACAAGCACGGCUACCGCUACUUCAACCACCAAUGAAUUAGUAACGAUAUCAAAUACUGCAUCUGAAACAACUGCAACAUCUCUUAUCGCAGAUACGUCUCAAGGAGCAGACAUUGUGAAUUCGUCCUCUUACGCAACUUCGCCAAGCACAAAUAGCGUUGCUCAAACGGCUACUGAAACGGUAACCUCUAAUACUCAAUCAAAUGUGUUGAUGACAACCGUCGCAACAACAACUAUUGAAACAUCAGGAAACGAAUUUGGAAUAUCUACAACUGACGAAGUGGCAACGCAGGCGAGCUUUAACGGGACACACAUAACCACCAUGGCAUCAGCAGUUUUUGAAUUGCAACAAAAUACAACUGCAAUGUCAAGCGGAUCAAACGUAACAAAUACAAGCACGGCUGCCACUACGUCAACAACGAUUGAAUCAGUAACGAUAUCGAAUACUGCAUCUGAAAUAACUUCCACAUCUAUUGCAUCGUCCACUAUUAUCGUGAAUGCGUCUCAAGACAUUGUGAAUUCGUCCUCUUACGCAACUUCGCCAGGCGCAAGUAGCGUUGUUCAAACAGCUACUGAAGAGUCAACCUCUAAUACUCAAUCAGAUAUUUUGAUGACAACAGUCGCUACAACAACAAUUGAAACAUCAGGAACCGAUGUUGGAAUGUCUACAACUGACGAAGGGGUAACGCAGGCCAAUUUGUCCGGAUCACAAACAACCACCUUGGCAUCAGCAGUUUUUGAAUUGCAACAAAAUACAACUGCAACUUCAAGUGGAUCAAACGAAACAAAUACAAGCACGGCUACCUCUACUUCAACCACCAAUGAAUUAGUAACGAUAUCAAAUACUGCAUCUGAAACAACUGCAACAUCUAUUGCAUCGUCAACUCUUAUCGCGGAUACGUCUCAAGGAGCAGACACUCAAUCAAAUAUGUUGAUGACAACAGCUCCAACAACAACCAUUGAAACAUCAGGGAACGAUGUUGAAAUGUCUACAACCGAUGACGUGGCAACGCAGGGGAACUUCAACGGAACACAAAUAACCACCAUAGCAACAGCAAUUUUUGAAUUGCAACAAAAUACAACUACAAUGUCAAGUGGAUCAAACGAAACAGAUUUGAACACAGCAGUCGUCAAUGCAACAACAAGUCAAUCAGUAACAACACCAAUCUUUGAGCCAACAUCAGGCGCUACUAUGAAUGCCACGGAAGGGACAGAGGGCUGA